Molecule: messenger RNA, 747 nt
Organism: Linum tenue
Lineage: Eukaryota; Viridiplantae; Streptophyta; Magnoliopsida; Malpighiales; Linaceae
Source: the annotation of a GenBank genome assembly
AUGAGGAAGUUGAAAUUUCAUGAGAAAAAGCUUCUGAAGAAAGUAAACUUCUUAGAAUGGAAGAGGGAAGGGAACCACAGGGAAGCCCAGGUGAUGCAACGUUACCAUGUUGUCGAGCGUGAUGAUUACAAGAAGUAUUCUGGUUUGUGCCGAAUGGUGCAGAAAUUGGUGAAUAUCCUGAAACAGAUGCAUCCCAAAGAUCCCUAUCGCAUUGAAAUGACGGAUAUGCUUCUGGAGAAGCUGUAUAACAUGGGAGUUAUACCAAGCAGGAAAAGCUUAGCCCUUUGUGACCGCUUGUCCGUCUCUUCCUUCUGCAGACGAAGGCUUGCAACUGUAUUGGUGCGUGCAAAGUUUGCUGAACAUUUGAAAGAAGCCGUGACAUACAUCGAGCAAGGCCACGUUCGAGUAGGUCCAGAGACUGUGACCGACCCGGCAUUCCUGGUUACGAGGAACAUGGAGGACUUCAUUACCUGGGUGGACACAUCCAAGAUAAGGAGGAAAGUGCUUCAAUACAACGAUAAAUUGGAUGACUAUGAGGCCAUGAAUUGAUCUUUUACCAUGACAAUAUGAAUAUGAAUGUAGGAAGUGAUCACUGUGUCCCCCGUGCCAAGUCUUGUAACGACCUUGUAAUGGCCAUCAGAGAAGGGAUUGACAUUAUUGUCGCUAUUUCCAAACAGGUUGUUUGGCAGAAAGUUAUGCGAAUUUCAGUGGUUCACCAUCUGGUUCCAUUCUCAACGGUUAAUCUAU